Arabis nemorensis is the source of this 219-nucleotide messenger RNA. NCBI's taxonomy places the organism in Eukaryota, Viridiplantae, Streptophyta, Magnoliopsida, Brassicales, Brassicaceae. The record is from the annotation of a GenBank genome assembly.
AUGGCAGAAGGGAUUCCUCCCUGCAGGGCAGAUCUAGCCAAAUACAUCUCAACUCACCUGGAGCUGAGAGGUCUCUCACCUAUAGGAAAGACAGGCACAACUCCCCUCAAGCGGAUAAGACCUUUACUCAAAGGCGAGACAGACAUGGCCGUCUAUAUGGAGAAAGAGCAUCCUACAACAGGACACAAACAAGAAGACAGGAUGAGCGAAAUCCUCUAA